Messenger RNA from Caenorhabditis sp. 36 PRJEB53466, 2491 nucleotides. NCBI's taxonomy places the organism in Eukaryota, Metazoa, Nematoda, Chromadorea, Rhabditida, Rhabditidae. The record is from the annotation of a GenBank genome assembly.
AUGGGAAAAUGGAACGAGCUUGGCUUUUUGAACCGUGACCCCACCCAGAAGUCGUUUUUGCAGUACUACGAUGAAAUUCACAUUCCACUCUCUAUUUCAAUCUGUUUAUUCGGCGCCGCGUCGAAUGUUUUCAACAUCAUUGUGCUCACCCGGUAAUAACCUUUCCACAUGCCUUCAUUGCUUUGUUUUGUGUUGCUUCCAGAAAACGGAUGCGGACUCCUAUCAACAUAUUGCUCACAGGACUCUCAAUUGCUCAAUGGCUCCUAGCCACCAAUUACUUCCUGUUCUUAGUACUUGAGUAUUAUAGAUUUCAAUGGUAAGCUACUGGCUGAAGGGACUGAAAUUGCCAACAAGAAUUUUGUUUCAGUACAAACAUUCUAUGGUCUGAAACUUUCACCUGGUACAGGUUCUUCAACGUGAAUCUGAACACGGUUUUCCACACAAGUGAGAGAGCAGUUUUUGUAUUCAUCGGAAAAUCAAUCUGAAUUUCAAUUUCAGUUGCGUUCACAACAACUAUUGUAGUUGCUGUUUUUCGUUAUUGCGCGCUGAAGUUCCCCAUUCAAGCGAAUCGUUUCAUUUAUAAAUGCCAACCAGCAAUCGCAGCGAACGUGAUAAUUUGGAUAAUCAUUCCGAUUAUCAGCCUCCCAUUGUUCUUCAUAUCAGAGGUAAGCAAAGCGCAAUGUACCUUAAGUCACGUUUGCUCUUCAUUAGGUGAAAAUCGUGAGUUUGGAUCACGUCGCUUACGACUUGCGAUGCACUAUGGAAGGUCCUCUGUAUGACCUCAGCUACCAAGAGAGUCCUUUGCUCGUGUCUGCAGUCUUCUGGGCCUUUGGAAUCGUGUUCAAGUUGCUUCCCUCGUUAAUCCUCACGAUUUUACUCAUCGCUCUCAUAAGAUCUCUAAAGAGUGUGGAGAGACGACGCAAAAACUGGAAGCGCAACCAGGGCGCUCACAUCUGCACCAACUCGGAGAGAAAAGCGAAGAGAAAGUUAACGACGAGGCCCCGAACUACGCGAAUGCUUGUUAUUAUUCUACUUCUCUGCGUCAUGGUCAGUUGGAAUCGUACAGUUGUUAUUAUUGUGAUUUUUAUUAUAUUUUUUAAGGUCGAACUUCCGAUGGGAAUUCUCAACCUGUGCGUCGCGAUAUACGGAGAAGAAUUUGGAAACCGCUAUUACGAUCCACUGGGAAAUCUGAUGGAAAUGCUAACCCUUUUGUACAGCUCUGUCAGUUUUGUCCUUUACUGUUCAAUGUCCAACGACUUCCUAUCAACGUUCCGCGCACUUUUUCUCCCGUGGGCCAGAAAGAAUAGUCUCCGAGGACCCCGAGGUAAGUACACAAAGCUGCAAAAAGUGUAUCAACUGUGCGGACUUGAUAGUUGCAGGAAGUUGGAAACAACGGCAAGACGAAGAAACCAAGUCCCCACGCACCUGCCUCAUCAACGCCACAGCUCCAAGUUCCUAUAUCGGGUCAUAAUUCUAAUGUGUUCUUUGCUAGUACUCAACGUUUGAUCUUUUCGAAUGUACGUCUCGCCGAAUUGUUCCGUUGUAUCUCUUUUUCAAUCUUUUCCAUGUCAAUCUUUUGUCUGCAAGAGGGUCAUUCAAUUUGAACUUUUUGUUCCCAACUUUUUGUUCGUCUUACGAAUCCAAAUAAAUAAAUAUUUUGAGUCAAGUGAACAGUGCCCAAAAUGGAAAGCUCGACAAAAAAGUGUAAGAGCAAACGGAAAGACAAACAAAGAUGACAGUUCAAUGAAGGAGGGGAAGAAACGAAUUGCAAACAUUCGGGUAUCUUCUCACGUUCAAUUCUGCCUGCUCACUCAUUUACACUUUUUUUCGGAAAAAAAUGCUCCCAAUUUAUCAAUUAUUCACACUUUUAGCUGUUUAUUUUCAACGAACAACUGGCGCCGAUGCAAAGGGUAUGAUUCACAAUUCACGCAUUUGAUGCUCUUGUUUUCCAAAUUCUUGAAAUAAGAAAACUAUUUGUCUGGAAGCAAAACUGAAACACAAUUUACACUAAAAUCCUUUCCAGUUGGUAUCCCUGGCACGGAAUGCCUUUUCGGAGGUAUCUGUUCUGGAGGUUCAGUCUGCAUUGAUGUUCUCUGUCUUUGUGUGGAUGGUCAACGCGAGUUUCAGGGUCAAUGUGUUGAAGAAGCAGUGUAUAACACGAGAAUCAAGGAGACAGGUAUGUCUAUUUUUGUUUGUGAAUCAUUUUUUAUCCCAGAAUCCCUACAAGAUGACAAGCGUGACAAUCUGCCCACAAUUGGUCUGGCGGGUCAUCCGUGUGGCCAAGGCGGUGUCUGUCGGCCGUCCACCAAGUGCAUCGAGGGAACUUGCAAAUGCAGCCAGGGUUAUAAUCCGUCUUUCGGAGAAUGUAUCCGUGACCUGAACGGUAAGAGUUAUCUCUCCAAACACUUAAACGUUGAGUUUUUCAGUUCCACGCCACAUUCCUCGCGCCUUCAUUCCUAACCACCGGUCUAUUCUUCGGUUUCCCUCAUAA